AGACAGAGCAUCCUCAGUCCAGGCAGACAGCUGGGGGUCUCCGCGCGCGCCUUUAAGAGCCCGCAGAGCGCACGGACGCCCACAUUUCAAACCCGACCUCACCGCGUAAAGAGCGCGCACAGACGCCAGAGUCUGACUCCUUCACCGCUCCACUCUUUGCACACAUCUCUCUUCCUCUUCUAUUCGUGUUCUCGCUCAGUUGGCUUGGAUCUGGUCGGUCGAGUCCCACACCGCGACUCUAAACGGAUGUAAGGAAGAUUUUCUUGCUCUUUUAGUUGUUUAAGAAGACCCGGCUCCUUCGUCUCUCCCCGCCCGGACACCAACAUGAUGUCCUAUCUGAAGCAGCCGCCGUACACGGUGAACGGGCUCAGCCUUUCCUCCGGGAUGGACCUCCUGCACCCCUCCGUCGGAUACCCAGCAACACCAAGGAAGCAGAGGCGCGAGAGGACGACCUUCACGCGCGCUCAGCUGGACGUGCUCGAGAACCUGUUCGCCAAGACGCGCUACCCCGACAUCUUCAUGCGCGAGGAGGUGGCCCUCAAGAUCAACCUGCCCGAGUCCCGCGUUCAGGUCUGGUUCAAGAACAGACGUGCCAAAUGUCGCCAGCAGGCCCAGCAGUCACAGAGCGGCGCCCAGAGCAAUAAGCCCGCACGGCCGGUCAAGAAGAAGGGCUCCCCCAUCCGGGAGGCCAGCUCGGAGAGUGGGGCCAGCGGCCAGUACACACCACCCUCCAGCACCCCGAUCCCGGCCGUGAGCAGCAGCGCCGCUCCGGUCUCCAUCUGGAGCCCGGCCUCCAUCUCCCCCCUCGCCGACCCGCUCUCCACUUCCUCGUCGUCCUGCAUGCAGCGCUCAUACCCCAUGACCUACAGCCAGGCGUCGGGAUACAACCAGGGCUACACGGGCUCCUCGUCCUACUUCGGGGGCAUGGACUGCGGCUCCUACCUCUCGCCCAUGCACCACCACCAGCUGUCGGCGGCGGGCUCCACCAUGAGUCCAAUGGGAGGCGGCAACGGGGGGCACCUGAACUCGGCGUCGUCCCUCUCCGCCUCGGCGUACGGGGCCUCUGCGGGGCUGGGCUUCGGAGGGCCCGCGGACUGCCUGGACUAUAAGGACCAGACCGCUUCCUGGAAGCUCAACUUCAACGCGGACUGUUUGGAUUACAAAGACCAGUCGUCGUGGAAAUUCCAAGUGUUGUGAGGGUGGAGAAGAGGAAAGAAGGGGAAACAUUUUUCUUGUGACUUGGGGACAUGGAUGUUGAAAGACUUCGAGGCCCCGGAGUCGGGAGUGGGGAGGCCGUCACUGAAGAGUUGGUGGUCCCUUGUUUCUACCUCGGGUCCCGCGCGUAACGAGGUGGACAGCCCCGUCACCUCUCGGGUUAAUUUAUUGAACACUGCUGAACUUUUUGAUUGAUCGAAUACGUGGAACUAAAUAGCCAAUAAAUAACAGCAUGAGAGAGAGAGAGAGAGAGAGAGAGAGAGAGAGAGAGAAAGAGAGAGAGAGAGAGAGAGAGAGAGAGAGAGAGAGAGAGAGAGAGCGAGAGAGAGAGAGCGAGAGCGAGAGCGAGAGCGAGUGUGUGUGUGUGUGUGUGUGUGUGUGUGUGUGUGUGUGUGUGUGUGUGUGUGUGUGUGUGUGUGUGUGUGUGUGUGUGUGUGUGUGUGUGUGUGUGUGUGUGCGUGAGAGAGAGAACUCUGUCGUGAACCCGGAUGCACUAUUUAAUUUAUAAAGUAUGUUUAUAAGACACAGUUACAAAGACAAUCAGUCCCGUGUGCGCUCACACAAGUUUCCCCCUAUGUGUUGUUUUGAUUUCAUUCCUGUUUCGUUUCCUUUUGCUGUGUUAGAAGUUUGAGACUGUGAUACUGUGUGUACAUGUAUGCCUGUUUGCUGAGCUGUGACUUGGAUAGUUUAAUUUUCUAUGUCUCCAAUGUUAAAUGAUAAGUUAUAAUACACACUAUUAGUUGAACUAGAGCAUGCUGGGCGGAGGGAUACACUCCUGUGAGGAGGCCGAGCACACAACAAUAAAUAAAAGAUUUCAAAUGA
Messenger RNA from Gadus macrocephalus (Pacific cod), 2037 nucleotides. Its product is annotated as homeobox protein OTX2-like. The transcript is spliced from 3 exons. The record is from RefSeq and is a predicted model, not a curated record. NCBI's taxonomy places the organism in Eukaryota, Metazoa, Chordata, Actinopteri, Gadiformes, Gadidae. Gene Ontology annotation, biological process: multicellular organism development; regulation of transcription by RNA polymerase II. Gene Ontology annotation, cellular component: nucleus. The coding region runs from base 325 to 1197 and encodes 290 amino acids. Gene Ontology annotation, molecular function: DNA-binding transcription factor activity, RNA polymerase II-specific; RNA polymerase II cis-regulatory region sequence-specific DNA binding.